This is a messenger RNA of Bombyx mandarina (wild silkworm), 840 nucleotides long. RefSeq lists its product as uncharacterized. Gene Ontology annotation, molecular function: nucleic acid binding. Gene Ontology annotation, biological process: DNA integration. The record is from RefSeq and is a predicted model, not a curated record. NCBI's taxonomy places the organism in Eukaryota, Metazoa, Arthropoda, Insecta, Lepidoptera, Bombycidae.
AUGGGUUGGCUUCGUAUGUCACCUAGAUCAUUAAAAACAUUUGUACAAAAUAGGGUUGUUGAAAUAAACGAGUUAACAGGUGAUCUGCCGUGGUUACAUGUUUCUGGAACGGAGAAUCCGGCGGACAUGCUCUCGCGCGGGGUUUUACUUGAUGAAUUAAAGGAUUCGGAAACUUGGUGGCACGGGCCAUCAUUUCUUCAAGGUUCCGAUGUCGAUUGGUCACAUACAACCAGAAUCAUUGACCAGUAUGAUCUACCAGAAUUAAAAUCUGACGUGACGGCAAUGGUCUGUCAGUCAAACGCACAGUCAUUUAUUGAAUUUGAACGUUUUUCAUCAUAUAAUCGAUUACGACGUGCUAUUGCGUAUAUGUUAAGAUUUAUUUAUAACAUUCGUAUAAAAUCAAAAUCACAGCGGAAGUCCGGCGCGCUUUUGACGGAUGAAUUAGACAAUGCGACUAAGGUUUUAGCACGAGUGGUUCAACAACAAUCGUUCCCGGUCAUGUAUGAUGCACUAGUAAACAACUUACCUCUGAAACCUACGCGUAAUAUAUCAGGCUUAAACAUAUUUUUGGACAGUGAUAAAAUCAUAAGGGUUGGAGGCAGAUUAAGCAAUUCAGAGACUUUCUCGUUUGACAAAAAACAUCCCAUAUUAUUGUGCGCUAAACACCGCUUCACGCGCCUUAUGUUUCAGCAUGAACAUAAACAGCUACUCCACGCGGGGCCCCAGCUGCUACUGGCUUCAAUCCGCGACAGCUGGUGGCCGCUGAGAGGUCGCGAUCUCGCUCGUAACACCGUACAUACCUGUGUUAUCUGUACGCGCAUAACUGGANCCGACUCUUGA